UUAAAUGUCACGGUGAAACAGGAGAAUGAGGGGCGGAGAGCACUCGUGUCCUCUGUGUCGCAUGGAUGUGCCACCCCGGCAGCGGGUCCCUCUCUGCCCCCCUCGUCCCAGCUUCGUGUUUAGCUUUGGCUGAAAGGGAAAAAAGAGGUGCCUUUGCUUUUGAUGCCUCUACUACGAGACGUGUGUGAACAGCCUGGUUGUAAAUAGGGACAGAUUCUGCAUCCCACAUGAGCUACGAUAAUCCUCCACCGUACCCCGGCCCGGGCCCGACUGCCCCGUACCCACCCUAUGCACAGCAGCCAGGGGGGCCCCCUGGCCCCUACCCUGGCUAUCCCCCCGGGCCCUACCAGCCAGGCCAGCCAGGCUACCAAGGAUAUCCCCAGUAUGGAUGGCAGAACGCGCCGCCACCGCCGCCAGGACCGGUGUACGCAGACGGGCCGAAAAACACAGUGUACGUCGUGGAGGAGCGGCGGAGGGACGACACGGGCGAGAGCGCCUGCCUGACGGCGUGCUGGACCGCGCUCUGCUGCUGCUGCCUCUGGGACAUGCUGACCUGACCGCUGCGCCCGCCCAGCGCUACGCAGGCUCCCCACUCCCGUCCCGACUUCUUUCUGUUACUGUAAUCAACGCUCUGCUUUGCACAGCCAACAGUUCCCGUCUGUCCGUCCUAGCGCCUUGUCGGGGUGGGGGGUGCACUCCUUUAUUUUAGUAAAGGAAAAAAAAAAAUCCCUUUUUAACAUUUCUAAGACUUUUGUUGUAACUUUGAAGAAUGUGCUAAUGGUGUAUUUCAGCCAAGGGCAUUCUGAUGAAAUGUAUAUUUACCAGUUGAGAUUUUCCUAGCCCUAGAGACGAAGACAUACGCAAUAAUUAAAGCCAACAGUUGAUUUUUCUUCACUAG
This is a messenger RNA of Passer montanus (Eurasian tree sparrow), 898 nucleotides long. RefSeq names its product cysteine rich transmembrane module containing 1 (gene CYSTM1). The record is from RefSeq and is a predicted model, not a curated record. Bases 228 to 557 code for a protein of 109 amino acids. The transcript is spliced from 3 exons. NCBI's taxonomy places the organism in Eukaryota, Metazoa, Chordata, Aves, Passeriformes, Passeridae. Gene Ontology annotation, cellular component: extracellular exosome.